This is a messenger RNA of Xenia sp. Carnegie-2017, 753 nucleotides long. RefSeq names its product secreted RxLR effector protein 161-like. The coding region runs from base 1 to 753 and encodes 250 amino acids. NCBI's taxonomy places the organism in Eukaryota, Metazoa, Cnidaria, Anthozoa, Malacalcyonacea, Xeniidae. The transcript has a single exon. The record is from RefSeq and is a predicted model, not a curated record.
AUGCAAGACUGCAAACCUGUUGCAACUCCCCUUGAGCUAGGAACCAAGUUGUUGAAUAAUGAAGGAGAGCCAAUGAACAUAACCAAAUAUCAAGCAUUAAUUGGUGCAUUAACGUAUGCAGUUACAGCGACAAGACCAGACCUGCCACAAGAACUUUCAACAGUUAAUCAGUUCUGUGCUAACCCUAGCCAAAGCCAUUGGAAUGCUGCCAAACGUAUUUUACGUUACAUUAAAGGUACGAUUAACCACGGCAUUUGCUUUCAUGGAAAAAAGGAAUCCGAAGUUAAAUUAAGUAGAUUUGUUGAUGCUGAUUGGGGAUGUGAUCCAAAUAAUCGAAAAUCACAUUCAGGAUACAUAUUCAUGAUUUGUGGUGGAUUGGUAAGUUGGACAAGCAAAAAGCAAAGCAUUGUAGCUCUCUCAUCUACUGAAGGUGAGUAUGUUGCAGCAUCACAAGCAUGUCAAGAAGCAAUAUGGUUAAGAGGAUUACUACAUGAUUUAUGCUUCACUCAAAAGGAACCAACUAUAAAAGAGGAUAAUCAAGGAGCAAUAAGUUUGUCGAAUAAUCAGAAAUACCAUCCAAGAACGAAACACAUUGGCAUAAAAUAUCAUUUCAUUCGCGACAAUGUACUGAAGAAAGAAAUUGCUCUUGAGUAUUGUACGUCACAACAAAUGGUUGCUGAUAUGUUAACGAAACCAUUAGGAAAAACUGUAUUUCAACGAAUGAGAUCUAAUAUGGGAGUAACAAACAUUUAA